AUGCCUUCACACCCUGACCAUGAAAACUGUCGUUCUGAAACAAAUCAGACCUUCUACCAGACUCCCUGCCCAGCAUCCUGCAAGCCGGCCACCCAGAGCACUCUGCACAGAACGACGCUGAGCCGGGAGAAGGGAGGAAACGGUGUCACGAUCAUCCUCCGUGGCCAAGAGAAGACGAUAACGAGGAUGAUGAAGAUUAACGUGAGGAUGGACGCCAUCAUCGUCCUGUGCAGCAGCCUGUAUCUGACGUUUACCGGAGCAUCAGAGAUGGAGAGGAGGCUUCAUCAGAAGCUAUUCGAGAACUACAACCUGAAGGUCCGACCAGCGCGCUCCUGGGAGGAGACGGUCAUGGUCCGAGUGGGGAUGACCCUCUCUCAGCUCGUCAGCUUGAACGAGAAGAAUGGCGAGAUGACAACCAACGUGUUCAUGAAUCUGGCAUGGACAGAUUACAGACUGUCAUGGGACCCAGAGGAGUAUGAUGACAUUAAGGUUUUAAGGAUCCCCCCCAACAAGGUGUGGCGUCCUGACAUCUACCUCAUCAACAAUAAUGAUGGCCAGUUUGACGUGGCUCUCUACGUCAAUGUCUUGGUUUACAGUGAUGGGACGGUCAAUUGGCUUCCUCCAGCAAUCUACCGUAGCAGCUGCUCAAUAGAGGUGGCAUACUUCCCAUUUGACUGGCAAAAUUGCAGCAUGGUCUUCCGCUCGUAUACCUACGAUGCAUCUGAAGUUGACCUGCAAUAUUACCUGGAUGACUACGGCGAAGAGAUCCAAGAGAUUGUCAUAGACGAGAAUGCUUUCACAGAAAACGGGGAGUGGGCAAUCUGUCACAAACCCAGCAGGAAGAACGUGAAAGACGGCCUGUAUGAGGACAUCACCUUCUACCUGAUCAUCGAGAGGAAGCCUCUGUUCUACAUCAUCAACAUCAUCGUGCCUUGCAUCCUCACCAGCGUGCUGGCCAUCUUUGUUUUCUAUCUGCCUCCUGGAGCAGGGGAGAAGAUGACUCUCUCCAUCUCCGUCCUCAUCGCCCUGACUGUCUUCAUGCUCUUGUUGGCUGACAAGGUCCCCGAGACCUCACUCGGCAUCCCUAUCAUUGUCAACUACGUCAUGUUCACCAUGAUCUUGGUCACCUUCUCCGUCAUCCUCAGUGUGGUGGUCCUCAACCUGCACCACCGCACCCCCAGCACACACAUCAUGCCAAAGUGGGUUCGCAAGGUGUUCAUACAGUUCCUGCCCAAAUACAUUGGCAUGGAGAAACCGCACCAGGAGGGGUCAGUGGCUGUGGCAGAAUCCAAUGACAAUAUACCCGUUCCGAGCUUCAAUGGGAGGCGACCCGCAGGAGAGUACUUCUUCCGAAAGAUCAACCCAGAUCUGGUUCUCCCCUGGAAAGGAGGGGGUGAGGGGACGGUGCAGCUCCAGAGGUACUAUGACACUGACAGCUACUGUCUAAUCCUGCCCCCCAACCUAAAGUCAGCCAUUGCUGCUGUCACAUACAUGGCUGAGCAGCUGAAGAAGCAAGACACAGACGACACAAUGACUGGGGACUGGCAGUUCAUAGCCCUGGUGGUCGACCGUCUCUUCUUGUGGCUGUUUGUCGUCAUCACGACCCUGGGUACCCUGGCCAUGUUCCUGGAUGCCAGUUUUAACUAUACCCCUGACAAUCCCUUUCCCUAG
Molecule: messenger RNA, 1671 nt
Organism: Lampris incognitus (smalleye Pacific opah)
Lineage: Eukaryota; Metazoa; Chordata; Actinopteri; Lampriformes; Lampridae
Gene: chrnb1l
Product: cholinergic receptor, nicotinic, beta 1 (muscle) like
Exons: 12
Coding region: 1-1671 (556 amino acids)
Biological process (GO): monoatomic ion transmembrane transport; chemical synaptic transmission; nervous system process
Cellular component (GO): synapse; neuron projection; postsynaptic membrane
Molecular function (GO): acetylcholine-gated monoatomic cation-selective channel activity; transmembrane signaling receptor activity
Source: RefSeq, a predicted model, not a curated record